Macrobrachium nipponense is the source of this 1392-nucleotide messenger RNA. Its product is annotated as mucin-2-like. NCBI's taxonomy places the organism in Eukaryota, Metazoa, Arthropoda, Malacostraca, Decapoda, Palaemonidae. The record is from RefSeq and is a predicted model, not a curated record. Bases 1 to 1392 code for a protein of 463 amino acids. The transcript has 6 exons.
AUGGGGUUCUUCAUGCCAGGAAACAUGGGCAUCAUGAAGGAAGAGAAACAGAAGAUGGGGCGGGCAGAAAUGAGGAUGCUGAGAUGGAAUUCGAGGACUCACAGUCAAGAGAUCUUAAAUGAAGUAAAGCUUGAGAGAAAAGAGACGAGAAUGCUGAGGUGGAUUAUGGGAAUAUCGCUGCCGGAGAGAUUGGACAAUGACGAAAUAAGAGGGGCAGGCAGGCUUAGUAAAGAUGUCAGAGGUCAUAAGAGAGUCACGAUUGAGGUGGUAUGGGCAAUGGGCAAUGGGCAUGUGUUGAGGAUGGAUGACGAGGAGGGAAUGAAGAGGGCUUGGGAGGAACUUUGCAUCCUUAAGGACACUGGAGACAGCGUCGAGGCUUUGGAGGCUCAUGAAGAAGAAAGUGCAGCCUCAUUCUUGUCAAAAUUGGUGAUGCAGUCAUCAAAAGGCCUCACAUAUUCAUCCGAGGAAACUGUUGAUGAAGGUCGCCUGAAUUACGCAGAGGCCAAAAUUAGGGAUCCGUCAUGUGUCCAAAGAUGGACUCUAUACCAUGACAUGAUACUAGAGAUGGGAUUCUCUAACCGACCAAUACAAUUACUUUUCAACGUCCCCAGUAACAUCUUCAACAUCCCAUUUAACACCUCCAACAUCCCAAGAAACAUCUUCAAUAUCCCCAGUAACAUUUUCAACAUUUCCAGUAACAUCUCCAACAUUUCCAGUAACAUCUCCAACAUCCCCGGUAACAUCUCCAAUAUUCCAAGUAACAUCCCCAGUAACAUCUUCAACAUCGCAAGAAACAUCUCAACAUCCACAGUAAGAUCUCCAACAUUUUCAGUAACAUCUUCAACAUCGCAAGAAACAUUUUCAGCAUCCCCAGUAACACCUCUCCAAAACCCCAGUAACAUCCUCAACAUCAGUAACAUUCUUAAGAUCCCCAGUAACAUCAACAUCACAAGAAACUUCUCUAAUAUCCCAGUAACAUCCUCAACAUUCCAAGUUACAUCUUCAGUAUAUCAAGAAACAUCUCUAACAUCCCCAGUAACAUCUCCAACAUCCCAAGAAACAUCUCCAACAUCCCAAGAAACAUCUCCAACAUCCCCAGUAACAUCUCCAACAUCCCAAGAAACAUCUCUAACAUCCCCAGUAACAUCUCCAACAUCCCAAGAAACAUCUCUAACAUCCCCAGUAACAUUUCCAACAUCCCAAGUAACAUCUUCAGCAUCCUCAGUAACAUCCUCAACAUUCCAAGUUACAUUUUCGAUAUCCAGUAACAUCUUUCACAUCCCCAGUGCCAUCUCCAUCAUCCCAACUGACAUCUCCAACAUACUAAGUAACACUUUCAACAUCCCAAGUAACAUCUCCAACAGCCCCAGUGCACCUCCAAAUCCCCAAUAA